UUGUGUUUAAAUUCAUGUCAUAUAUAAGGUAAUAAAAAAUAAUUUUAUGUUUGAAAAUGAAAUACUGUAGUGUCUAGAAACAGCAAUUUAUGCCAAAGUACUUGAUUGUCAUCUCUGUUCUGUAUAAAAAAACUUUAAUCCAGAAAAUGUAUAAAGUUAGGUCUUUGCGACAGUUUUUAUAUGAAAGAGUUACCUUAACGGUAAAAUAGUUAACGUUAUCCAUAAAGCAGUUGGCCCGCAAUAUAUUUCUAGUCACAAACGCCACUUAUAAUUUACUGUAAUUUUAAACGUUUUUAUUGGACUGUUUUCACACUCAUUCAUUCGACAACACAUCUCGAAAAUUGCUUUACAGCCAAAUAAAUUACAUAUUUUAAAUAUUCUGAUAUUUCAGAGUUUGAACUGGCGAUCACUAAUUUCAGACUGUUUGAAUGAAUCUGCGUUGGUUCUUCUUCGGUUAAGUUUAACCGUCUUUCACUAAAGUCUUUCACUACUUUCAUGAAUAUUCACUACAACGUAGCAAAAUAAUAGUGAAAUUAACUUCUGGAAUUUAUGUCGUUUUAUUUUGUUCCUUUUUAUUACCGUGGCAAAUAUCGAGUUAAACUAUAUCUCUGGAUGCAACUACAAAUUGCCUGGACCGCCAUCACGAUCCUGAAGCGGGAAUCUCAGAUUUUUAAAUCUCAACGGUAAUUUUCUGACUGUCUGCCUGAGGAGUAUCUUUUGGUUUGUCGACGAUAGGCCUAUAUGUAUGCAGUCCUCAGUAAGUUUACUAUUUGACAACACUUGAUGGGUGAUCUCACAUGCUUCAAGUCCAAUGAAAAAGCAUGGAUAACAGAAAGACAGUGCAUGUUCCUCAGCUUAGCAACGAAAUGCAGCUGAAUGUCAUGAACUGGGUGAAAUCAGGCCAAAUGAGUAUCGAUGAAGCUCUGAUGCGGGCUAACAAUGGCAUGUUGCACAAGCAGAGGAACCCUGAGCCGGAGGAAAAACAGUCACGGUACAACUUCAGUGUCCGUAAGUUCAACCGGUACAUAUGGCAGAAACGGGUGUUGCAGAUUGAUUUCAGCACAAGCCUUUUGUGCAGCAUCGAGAAAGGCAUUGUGAAACGACAGCUCUGUUUUUCUGAGGUGAAAAACUGCCACGAUGCACCAGGUACCAGGUUCUCGAUUUCGUUUAGAGAUCGUUCUGACUAUGAGCUGGAAGCGGCGUCCUUAGAGGACAAGCAGCAGAUCAUGCAGCUGGUAAAUCAGGUCAUCUUCAAUAACAUCUACAGCCUUCUUGAGAAUGUGAACUCAGUUGAAAUGCAAACUGAACACCUGCCUCCAACUCCUGACAGCCUCAAAGAGGGUCACCUACUACUGCAGAGAGGAGGACUGGCAUCAUUCAAAUGGAAGAAAUAUGAGGCUAAUCUUCAGCCUGGUCAGCUGACCUUGUUCCCAGUCAUUCAGCAGUCUUCCAGCAGUCACGCAGGUGUGUCUGUUUCCUCCAGCGAUUUUGUCUGGAGUCUCUCAGACAUUUACACCAGUGUGGAUGAUAUGAGGUGUACUGGGGGUGAUGGGGCAGCUCUUGUCAUCCAUCUGUCCGACGGUAAUGUCAGGGUGGACAUCCCCUGCAACACAGACACCUUCACGCUGCACAACGACAAGAAUGACUUUGUGUUGCGAAUACCAAAAAGUGACCACAUAACCCCAGAGGCUAUAAAAAAUGAGCGAGAUGCCUGGGUCAAAGCGAUCAAACAGCUAUGUGUGGACUGGAAAAGAAAGUCACAUCUUGAACACUUCUAUGAAGCCCCGGAAAAAGAUCUCAAGGAUGUUACAGAGUCAGAAAGUAAGACUCCGGACAACCACGAGCCGCUUGCACCUCCACCGGUGCCACCUUCAUUGAGACCACGCUUGCCCAGAACAUCCCCGAUUGUUCCUGCAGCUUUUUCAGCAGCACCAGACCCAGAAACGGCUUCCCUGGAAGCAUCAGAAGCAGAACCGCAGCCAACCCUUACAGCACAGAACAGAGCUGUGCACAAGCCAGACCGGACGCCCUCAGCAGUGCCCGUGACCUCACCAGAAGCCACGUGCUCAUCACCGGCUCCGUUUGUUUUGCCCCCGCCGUUGCCUGUGCCAUCAGCAGUGCCAGGUCCUGUCCCUCCUGCCCCUUUGCCCCCUCCGCUGCCCAUCAAAUCCAAGCCGCUUUCAGAGAGGACAAAAGCUUUUCACUGGGACCUGGUGGCUCAGGAUAAGAUAGAGAAGUCGAUGUGGUCUUGCAGGAACCCCAGGAAGAUUGACAUUGACACCUCGCGUUUGUAUGAGCUGUUUGGAGUGAAAGACACGGCACGCAUUGCAAGAUCAGAGUCCAUCAGUACUAUGGAAAUCAUGUUAAACUCAAAGAUCGCUCACAACUUCAAUAUUUUUCUCAGAAGUUUCCCUGUGCAUCCAAAAGAGCUCAAGGACAAAUUAUUGAUUAUAAAUGAAGAGGAAGGGGGUCUCUCUGACGAGCAUAUUGCCUCUCUCAGGAGAUACAUGCCCACCCCAGAUGACACUGAGAUGUAUAAAUCACACAAAGGAGACCCGAGUGAGCUGCAUGUGGUGGACCAGUACAUGAUGGAGAUGUGCAACAUCCCUAACCUCAGCGCCCGUCUGGACCUGCUGCUCACAUUGCGAGAGCUGCCCAUCUGUAUGGAGGACCUCACACCGCUGAUUAUCCAGAAGAUCCGCAUGUGCCAGCAGCUGUGGGCUUGUGACUCAUUUGUCAGUGUGCUGGAGUACCUUCUGGCCGUGGGCAAUUACCUCAACCAGAACGCAGGCAAGGACAGGGCCAAGGGAUUUCGCCUCUCAUGCUUAACUAAGGUAGGACCCGCAACCGCCAGCAAAUGACCUGUGUGUGGUGGCGAGGAGAGCCAGGGCUAAUAAAGCUUCUUACUGGCAUACAGGACACACAUCUGCUGGUUUUAUUUCUCUCUUUCUUUUUUC
Carassius auratus (goldfish) is the source of this 2957-nucleotide messenger RNA. Its product is annotated as formin-like protein 13. Bases 822 to 2861 code for a protein of 679 amino acids. Lineage: Eukaryota; Metazoa; Chordata; Actinopteri; Cypriniformes; Cyprinidae. The transcript is spliced from 13 exons. The record is from RefSeq and is a predicted model, not a curated record.